This is a messenger RNA of Tympanuchus pallidicinctus (lesser prairie-chicken), 5162 nucleotides long. RefSeq names its product exocyst complex component 6B (gene EXOC6B). The coding region runs from base 46 to 2568 and encodes 840 amino acids. Lineage: Eukaryota; Metazoa; Chordata; Aves; Galliformes; Phasianidae. The transcript has 24 exons. Gene Ontology annotation, biological process: exocytosis; intracellular protein transport; Golgi to plasma membrane transport. Gene Ontology annotation, cellular component: membrane; exocyst. The record is from RefSeq and is a predicted model, not a curated record.
CUCCCCCCCAGCCUUUCACCCCCCUCCCACCCCCACCGUGUGAAGAUGGCGGAGCUGGAGAGCUUAGAGACGGCGGCGGAGCACGAGAGGAUCCUGCGGGAGAUCGAAAGCACCGACACGGCCUGCAUCGGCCCCACGCUCAGGUCUGUUUACGAUGGAGAGGAACACGGUCGUUUCAUGGAAAAACUGGAAGCACGAAUCAGAAACCACGAUCGGGAGAUUGAGAAAAUGUGCAACUUCCAUUACCAGGGUUUUGUGGACUCCAUCACAGAGCUGCUGAAAGUUAGGGGAGAAGCCCAAAAGCUGAAGAACCAAGUGACGGACACCAACCGAAAGCUGCAGAGUGAAGGAAAAGAGCUGAUAAUAGCAAUGGAAGAGCUGAAGCAAUGCCGACUGCAACAGAGGAACAUUUCAGCGACGGUUGAUAAGCUGACGCUGUGUCUUCCCGUUCUGGAGAUGUACAGCAAACUGCGAGAGCAAAUGAAAUCGAAAAGGCACUACCCAGCACUGAAGACCCUGGAGCACCUGGAGCACACCUACCUGCCCCAGGUGAGCCACUAUCGCUUCUGCAAGGUGAUGGUGGACAACAUCCCAAAGCUGCGUGAGGAGAUCAAGGAGGUGUCCAUGUCAGACCUCAAGGAUUUCCUGGAGAGCAUUCGUAAGCACUCAGACAAGAUUGGGGAGAUGGCGAUGAAGCAGGAUUGCAGAUACAAUCAGUGGAAAAUAAUUGCCAGGAUAUUCUUCAGUCUUCUGCUCUCUCCAAAUAUUAAGGCACAGCAGCAAAGAAACCUGGACAAUAUUGUAUCGCAGCACCCCAGGAUAAGCGGGGGGAAGAAGUCCAAGAAAGAAGGCUGCGCAGGCUCAGAUUUGGAGGUAAAGAACACUAGCCCCAUGUCUGAGCAGGAUUCGGGUAUCCUGGAUGUUGAAGAUGAGGAGGAGGAUGAAGAGGUGCCCGGGGCCCAGGAGCUGGUGGACUUCUCACCCGUGUACCGCUGCCUGCACAUCUACACCGUGCUGGGUGCCCGAGAAACCUUUGAGAACUACUAUAGGAAACAGAGAAGAAAACAAGCCCGGCUGGUGCUGCAGCCUCCUUCCAACAUGCAUGAAACUUUGGACGGCUACAGGAGGUACUUCAAUCAAAUUGUAGGGUUUUUUGUAGUCGAAGAUCACAUCUUGCAUACAACACAGGGCUUGGUAAAUAGAGCCUAUAUUGAUGAGCUGUGGGAGAUGGCGUUAUCAAAGACCAUUGCAGCACUGAGGACACACUCAUCGUAUUGCUCAGACCCAAGCCUGGUGUUGGACUUGAAGAACCUCAUCGUCCUCUUUGCAGAUACACUCCAGGGAUAUGGCUUCCCAGUGAACCAGCUCUUCGACAUGCUGCUGGAGAUCCAAGACCAAUACAGUGAAACGCUGCUGAAGAAAUGGUCAGGAGUUUUCAGAAAUAUACUCGAUUCAGAUAACUACAGUCCCAUCCCAGUGACAAAUGAAGAGAUUUAUAAGAAAAUAGUUGGACAGUUCCCAUUCCAGGAUGCAGAACUUGAAAAGCAACCGUUUCCAAAGAAGUUUCCCUUUUCUGAGUUUGUGCCUAAAGUUUACAAUCAGAUUAAGGAAUUCAUCUACGCCUGUCUGAAGUUUUCAGAAGACCUUCAUUUGAGCUCCACAGAAGUUGAUGAUAUGAUCAGAAAAUCUACAAACCUGCUGCUGACCCGGACGCUGAGCAACUGCUUGCAGAACGUCAUUAAGAGGAAAAACGUGGGGCUGACAGAGCUGGUACAGAUUAUUAUAAACACGACCCACUUGGAGAAAUCUUGCAAGUUCCUCGAAGAAUUCAUAACCAACAUCACCAAUGUACUUCCAGAAACUGUUCACACCACAAAACUUUACGGGACCACGACUUUCAAGGACGCCCGCCACGCUGCUGAGGAAGAGAUUUACACUAACCUGAACCAGAAGAUUGACCAGUUCCUGCAGCUGGCAGACUACGACUGGAUGGCUCUGGAGCCUGGCAGCAGGGCCAGUGAUUACCUUGUGGAUCUCAUUGGCUUCCUGCGCAGCACGUUUGCUGUGUUCACGCACCUCCCGGGGGAUGUAGAUGCCCACUCUACCAUGUCGGGGAAGGUGGCACAGACCGCCUGCAUGUCGGCAUGCAAACACCUGUCCACCUCACUGAUGCAGCUGCUGCUGGAAGCCGAAGUGCGGCAGCUGACGCUGGGCGCCUUGCAGCAGUUCAACCUGGACGUGGAGGAAUGUGAACAGUUUGCCAGAUCCGGCCCAGUGCCUGGGUUCCAAGGGGACACGCUGCAGUUGGCCUUCAUCGACUUGAGACAACUCCUGGAUCUGUUCAUCCAGUGGGACUGGUCGACGUACCUGGCUGACUACGGGCAACCCACCUGCAAGUACCUCCGGGUGAACCCCACCACAGCCCUCGUCCUGCUGGAGAAGAUGAGGGACACGAGCCGGAAGAACAACGUUUUUGCCCAGUUUCGGAAGAACGAGCGGGACAAGCAGAAGCUGAUAGACACAGUGGCCAAGCAGCUCCGCGGCCUCAUCAACAGCCAUCACUCAUGAGGGACCCACAGCCUUCCCCACGCCUGGACUUGGGAUCCUUGUUCAAAGAGAACAGAUGUAUUUUUGUAUUCGCCUGUAUAGUAUGGAUGAAACCCACUGUUAUGACAAAACGUUGUUAAAUAAUCCCGGGGCAGGUAGGUGGCACGCUGCUGGUGGAGAGGAGGUGGUGUCAGCAGUCACCAUUCUGAACUCCUAUUUUCAGGGGUUUGCAAAAGCAACGGGAAAACCUGAAGCCUGAGCGAGAAGUUCACACCCAGAUGAUGGGUUGGUUGGGUGUUUUUUGUGUGCGUGUGGUUGGGUUGGGUUUCUGGUUUUUAAUUUUUUCAUUUCUUUUUUUUUUUGUAAGCCAAAUUCAAAGAAUUGGUUUGACUUCCUUUUGUUAAGUUAUUCAGCUGCAGAAGAACAAGGGAUCACGAGAAGCAUAGGGAGGAGCUGUGGUUUCAGGUUCUUCUCAUUGGCUCUGCUCAAAAGAGCACGCAUUCAGAAGGAGGGUCGCUCCUUAGCUUGCAUGUUGGGUUUGUGUAGGAGGAGAAGCAGUGAUUUCUCAGCCCCUCUGCCCUUUUCCCAUAAGGGCUGAUUCCCACCCUGGUUCGGAGGUGGCUCCUGGGAGCUGUGACCCUUUGGUGUGUGUGGUGGCACUGCUCAGAGCUGAUGCACCCCAAGCUUUUCUUCUGGGACCUGGUGGUGUCUUGAGGCCCUGCACUGGGUAUAAAAGGCCUUCAAGAGCUGCCUCGUUGCAUAGGAGAAGCUGGGGUGCCUUAUGGGGCCAGUAUGGGCUGGGUGCUAGGAAAGAAGUGUACAACACUGCUUUGCUUUUCCUUUCCAUGCUGACUUGCAGUUCUACUCUCCCAUCCUCCCUUCCUGCUGCCAUGGUGCCACAUCCCUGUGCCUCCAGCACAUCCCUCCAACAUGGGGACGUCCCCCAAACGUGGGGUGCAGGAGGUUCCCCCUGGAGUAGCAUUGUGCACCAGCAGCCUGGCUCUGAAUGACAGAGCUCCGCUCUGCUCUGUGCUCUGGAGCUACCCGUGCAUCAUCAGCCAAAAUCAAGGCAGUCUUUGAGGACCACGUCAGCUAUCAACAGGAUGUUAAUCCCGGGCUUCAGGUUACAGAGAGAAGGGACUUUUGCCCUUAUCUUUUCAUUCCCCUUUUGACUCUCCUUACCGCAGGUGAAAGCUUAUCCGGCCGCUUCCCCCACUGCCAAAUCCUGACGCUGUGCUCAAGGGAAUUCAAAACCCUUAUUGUGAAUGGCAGGGCCCUUUCUAACACCAUUCAAAUGCGUGGGGCCGUUGGCUCUCAGACCACUUGUGGAAGCUGCUGGGUGGUUCUGAAGCCCUGGUGGGGCUCUGUUCCCCUUCAGCUCCCCAUUGCAGGGUCCUGAGCUGCACAGGGACAGGAUUUGUCCAUGUGUCACCCAGCUGAGGCUGCAGAAGGGAGCAUUUGGGCUCUUUGCUUUCUGCCCAUGAGCACUUCUGGCUUUGUAUUUUUGGCUCCAUUCACACUCCAGCUCUGGAUGCACGAAGCAGUGAUAUGUCACCUUCCUUCUUUGUUCCUCAGCCCUUUUGGGAAGGGUAUAUGAAUCCUGAAAUAGGCACAUUGCUAGCAAUGAGCUCGUGGGGCUUUGUCCCAUCACCACAACCUCCAGCCACCACAAGCAGUGCAUUAUUUCCAUUAAUACCAGGGAAGAGCUGGAACUUGGCUUUAUGGCUCCUUUCUUUGAGAGGAUUGAAGGAUACUUUGAAAUACAUACAAGAAGGAUGGAAAAAAAAAGAAGCAGAUGGAUGACAGUUGUGUGGCCAGCAAGGGACCAUAUGAUGUGAUCCACCCAAGGGGACCCUCCAGCUAGGGAUAGGUGACAGGGGACACGUGGUGGCAGAAGCAGGUGGGACCAUCUGCUUUGAGCAUCCUUUGAGCAGCAGAGCUCAGAGAUUGAAGCAAAAACCCAAUGGCGGGAGGAGGAGGGAGGUUUCAGUGCACGAGGCACUCAGUGAAGGGCCAUCCAGUCACAAGCACUUUAAAACACUUCAGAAUCACGCUGCUACAGAUGCUGGCAACGGCAUAACAGAGCAUCAGCAAGCAUGACAAAUAGAGCACUCUGGUGUUUCCAGUUGUUAUUAGUGGGAGGAUAGACUGUCAAACCCAAUUUCUAAAAGCAUUUCUCAGCCGCUGACAUCGCUGCUGGAUGAGGAGGUGCCUUUUGCACACUGAGGAUUUUCCUCCAGCAGGGAGAAGAGAGCAGGACCAUGCAGCAUCACCCCCAUGAGCUGGGGAAAGCAGCCUGCUCCUGGCUUGGAAUCUGGGGUUUUUUUUUUAUCCCCAAGGAGCAGCUCCUGUAUUGCAUUAAGUAUCCCAGAGUGGCUGUGGCUCAGGGUGAGCUCUGCUCCACGGAGUGGGGCUGGCAACUGGGAUGUGCUGCUGGGAAAGCUCAGCCCAGCCCCAUCAGAUUCAGGGAGUUUCUGAUUUUGGGAGGUCAAGCACCUAACCACAAGUCACAUCACGGGCAUGAAAAAUGGAAUUUUGGUGCUCUGGUCCUAAUUAACUUUUUGUUCCGAGAGAUGCACGUCCAUCCCUUCAAAAUAAAAUUAAUCUUUUAAACA